Molecule: messenger RNA, 2748 nt
Organism: Mya arenaria
Lineage: Eukaryota; Metazoa; Mollusca; Bivalvia; Myida; Myidae
Exons: 3
Coding region: 957-2633 (558 amino acids)
Source: RefSeq, a predicted model, not a curated record
GUUAACCCUUUGAUAAAUCUGAAGAAAAAAAUGAAUACUUUUAGGUCAAAUGUCACUAUAAUUUACAGGUCAUAUUGCACCAAAGCAGGAGUUCAUCCCCUUCAAACGGCUGUGAUAAUUUAUGGCAUUUUUUCAUUUAAAACCGCUGUUGUCAUACCAUUCGUGUUUGUAAGUUGGUAACUAUAAUCUGUGCGUGUGCAAGUUCUCUUCUGAUUUAUUAAUUAAAAAAGAUUUGAUAACAAUAUACCUGUCGUGAAGUAUACAUUUAUACCGAGCUCUUAAGUAUUUAUUCCAUAUAAGCUGGGGACCAGAUUUUUUGUACUGAUAAGAAUAUAAAUUCACAGCGGGGAUAAAAACUAAUAUUUUCAGCAAUAAAUUUCGAUCAGACGUAUUGAAAAAUAGUUCAAGUUUAUCUUAAACAUUUUUCUUAAGUGGUUUCAACUGCAAAAUACUGUCAAAUACUCACACAUAAUCGAUUUAUCCGUUUAACAAAUGAACAUUAUGGCACCGCAAAAACAAGAAUUAUUACCAUUUAAUGAGAUUGGAAUUAAUUUGAGUUCCAUUUUAUUGCGUAAUCAUCAAGUUCAAGUACCAAAAAAAUAAAUAGGGAACGGUGUGGCUGGAUUUAAAAGCAGGUGUUUGACUUGACUUGACUUGAAGUGUCAUUAAUUCGGGUCUGAGAUUUUGGUAAAUAACGUUUAUUUCUUAUCAAUUCGAUGCUUAUAUUUAACGUGCAGGUUGUGGCAGUUUGGAAAUUUAAUAACGAGGUUCUGGUUGAAGAGAAAAUACAAUAAAUUGUUUUCUUUGGACAUUAUUGUUUUAUAACCAAUAAUGAAAGGUUAUUUAAAUAAUAUAAAGUAUUUAAAAUUGAAGACUUACCACGAUGAGUGAAGAAAAGGGUAAAACAGCAUUAUGAAAAGACAAAAUUGGUGGUGACUGUUAGUAUAUUAAAUAAAAUGGAAAUUACCCAGCUUAAAGCACCUUUAAUUCGGUAUAACACGGAGCCAGUUCCAACUAUAGUACUUUCCGAUGUGAAUAAAGAACAAACUCCGUAUUCUGACGGUGAAAAUAGUGAUUUUGACGAUGGGGAAUCACUGACGUUAAGAAAAAAUGGGUCAUGUGACCGGAAAUUAUUAUUACCGGAAGAUGAAAAUACAUUACCGGAAGUGACGUACGGUUUAGCUCCACGUGAAGCAUGGAUGUUCAGGUUGAUGGAGCGCGCCGGAGUAGGCGCGAGGAGUGCGCGUUCAUUGCCUUGGGUGGAAAAUGAAAAGGAGGCUUUCCAGCACCACGCAGAGUACCUGAAACGCUUGUCCAAGCUUCGCGAGGAAUUGAUACAACAAGAGCAAAGCAACUUGGCCAACGCCCUCGACAGACUGAAAAUGAGAUCAUAUGGUCGCGAGUAUGUGUACAGUCAGCCACAGCGGGAAAAGAAAGCGAAGCUGCGAUUUUCCGCUCAACAAGAAAAUAACCCUGCAAAGCGCAAUACUCUUAUUACCACGUUUGAGAAAUUCCAAAGAAUGCGUCCGAAACGUGAGCCUCCGACAAUAAUGCCACUUGAGGGAAAGUCGCUGAUUGAUACUCCGCCAGUUACCGAUCGAAUCGAUCGCCACGAGAAGCGUGGUGGUGGCCUUUAUAAUGGCAAUGAUACUUCCUCUGAGCGAUCGGUAGAUGAAAAUGUUAGACUGAAUUUACAGCGUCUGACGUCACAUCCGAUACCCAGCAUUCCUCGUCAGCGAAGGAAUAUCAAUCGCGAUUUAGUUCUAGAAAGUAGCUCCAUUCGUCGCCAUAGUCACCCGACGCCGCAUGACGCGAAUAAUUCAAAUGUGGCGGAGGAACGGAUUGCCAUAAUGCAGAGACAAAAACAGAAACUCUUGAAACUAAGACACGAGGCAAGGGAAACAGAGAAGCUGAAACUCAUGCCUCAGAGUUUUAGGCUUGAUACACUAAGUGACGAUGAUAAAAUGAACCUGGAUAAACUGAAGGAUUAUUAUUGCAUAUAUUAUGUUCCUGGGCCCCCUGCGUCGCCGAGUGAUAGUGAAAAUGAGCUCCACGUCCAUUUGCCUAGAAUUGGAGUAAGUAGUCCGUGUAAUCAUUUUGAAAACGAGGCUGCAUUAACUGAGCGGAGUAAAAACGGUAAGACAGUCGGGUUUCGUAUUGCCACAGAUAACUUUGUUCCUCCAACGGCAUGUAACUGCAACUGCCGUAUGUACGUGGCAGGAAAUCGAGUCGAAUCUUCGUUUGACCAGACACUGAUUGAUGAGUCUAUCUUUAAGACGCAAGAAGCAAAUGCUGCCGAACCUGGUGGUCAAUAUGUAAACAUUGCGCGCAAGAGUACAAUGUCUACAAGUAGAACGAGUUCGCGCAAUACAGAAAAAAGCUGGAGCCAGAGAAAUAGUCCCGGAAAAAAGAAGUCCCCGACAGGCUCCAGUGAGAAAAUGAGAAUUCAUGUCGACAUGCCUGCAAUUGUGUAUAAUACCGUGCACAGUCCAGAGCCAACUGAAAACACCACUGGCCUUGUGAAGGCCUUUAAACAAAAAGAACUGAGGCAUCGUGAAUACUGCAAUUUGAUGGAAGAUGUCCGUGAACUUAAUAAAAUAUCUGAGACAUUGUCUGGAGGAGGCCCAGUUUGAUGCCAUUUCGUUAUAGCUUUAAGAUAGAACAGUAUUAUAUUAUUUAUCUAUUAUAAUUAUCCGUUUCUCCGCACACUUUUAUUUAUUUAUUUGUUACAAUAAAGAUUAUUUUAGA